Molecule: messenger RNA, 3873 nt
Organism: Oncorhynchus gorbuscha (pink salmon)
Lineage: Eukaryota; Metazoa; Chordata; Actinopteri; Salmoniformes; Salmonidae
Product: neurotrophin receptor-interacting factor homolog
Exons: 6
Coding region: 228-1097 (289 amino acids)
Cellular component (GO): nucleus
Source: RefSeq, a predicted model, not a curated record
GAAGAGAUAAGCGGAUGUGAACAGUGACCAAUAACAAUUUCCACUUUGGCGUAUUGUAAUUUGUAUUGUUGUUAUUUAGACGUUUAUGAACACACUGGAACUCGACAUAUCACUACUUUAACUGCACAGCAUCACUUAAUCUAGUUCCCAAAUUUGUGUUGGAGAAAGGACUUGGUGGAUAGAUUUGAUCUAGGUAAGGCUAGUCUAGAUGCUAACGUUAGCUAACAAUGGCUAACUGCAUGGUUUUUCACACUCAAAUAGCCUCCGUCAUGGAGGUGCUGGCGAAUGCAGCCGUGGCAGACAUCUGUAAACUCGUAGACGACGACUAUGCAGUGUUUCGUUUGGAAAUAACUCAAAGCCAGAAAGAAAACAGGGCAUUGCGGAGGAAACUACAGCUACUUGAACUGAAGGUGUCACGGGAGCGCGCAGAGAGGACAAUACGAGAGCGCGUCCUCGCCAGUCGUCCCAGAAGUGUCAACAUUCUUGACCGAUACAGAGGAAUGGCAAGAGGUGAAGGACAUCUCACUGGAGGCUACAAGAGCUUUGUGAAGCCAGCAGGACACAAAACAUGGAGAGAUGACCGACCAAUCACUGUUGAUGAGGGGAGUGGAACCUCAACCCAGCACAUUAUCACGAUAGAGUCUGAAGAUGCAGAGGCUGCAGGUCCUGGGGUCAAGCAAGAGAUGACCAAAGGAGAGCACCCACGACACAGCAGAGACAACCAGACUGGAGCGCCCCCUGUAGCCACAGAGGAUCUCAACACUGCCACCACUCCCCACGCCAGGACCCAACACAGCAUCACAGAGGAGGAGGAGGGUCCAGAUGUGCUGCUGGUGAAGGAGGAGGGGUGUGAGGAGGGUCUGGGGAACCCUGAGGGGACCAUGGUCAUGGAGGACAACCAGACUACACCUCCUCCUGAACCCACAGAGGAACCAGCUGUGCAGCACAGGACCACACACAGCCUCACUGAGUCAGUAGACAUGGAGGAUGGGAAGCCUGAUCUGCUGCUAGUCAAAGAGGAGACGAUAGAAGACGAACCAGAGGGCAUUGACCUGCUGAGUGUACUAAAGAUGGGGGAGCAAGUCUGCAGUUCAUGAGGACCUGCUGAUAUCCAGUGUUGCUGGUGGGAGAGACUGGACCUGUGAAGCGGCUGAUCACAAACCCUGGCAACGGAUCACGACCCUGGAUCAGGAGCCAUUGCUCGUCCUUCCCGAGUCAGAACCAGGACCCAACCGCAAGGGACAGCGACUCCACCACCACACCACACAGGUGGACUGAACAAUCUCAGUCCUGGUGGUCAUCCGAGAGAUGUAGACUCCAGUCAGGGAUCAACUCUGCAGCCUAAAAACAUUGUUUUUAUGGGCAGAGGCAACUCAUUCCAUUCUGAGGCUCAAGUAUACAAGAAAGUACAUUUCCUACCAUUACUCCUGAACCUGUAUAAAAACACAUUAGCAACACCUGAUCUGGUGCUGUGAUUAUGUGCAUCCCUAAAACGGCGAAAGUAAUCAGUUCGAUAUCUGGGCGCAGAACCAUAUAUACUCCUGUAAACCAAACCUAGUCUCAUCUGGGACACCCUAGCCUCAACAGGCAGCCAGUUUAGUUCCAGAAAGCAGCUCCUGCCUAUGUGAGUACAUGGACUCACCUUCAAUACUACCCUGAUCAGCUUAUACUGGGCUACCUGGAGCUUCCCCUUCGUAAGUUUAGAUACGCCCCCAAACCAGGAAGUACUAGCAUAGUCAAAAUGGCAUUGAAUGAGGGCAGUGGCUAGCACUUACAUGGAGUUCUUAUCAAGCAGCUUGGACUUUCUAGCCAAAAACUUAGUCCUGGCAUUUACCUUCCCUAGCACUUUAUUGGCCACCCUCUCACCUCCCAAACUUCCAUCUAGAAUGCAUCCCAGGUAGCUAACAGAGGUUUUAGUAGUCACCCCCUAACUCCACUCUGAUUUCAGAAAACCUACUCAAUUUAGGUCUGGAUCCAAAAAUAAUUGCCUCAGUGCAGAGAGAGCUUAUUAUCUCCAAGCCAUUUGCUAUUGUUAGUAAGCUCUGUGCUAAGUAUGCUCUCCAACAUAGUUUUACUUUUGUGAGACUCCAGAAGUGUAGUCAUUCACAUAAAGGAAAAUAAUCUUUCAUAAUGUUAAUAUACACUAAAAACAGUAGAGGUCCAAGCACGCUCCCCUGUGGAAUGCCACAACUUAUUCAUUUUGCCUGAGACAGUGAACCAUUAACCUCUACUACUUGCUCCCUACCUGAUAAAUAGGACUUUACCCAGCCUAUCGGGAUGCUGCAUUACCCCAGUGCCUCCAUUUCGAGAUUACUGUUUCAAAAGCCUUUUGUAGGUCAAGCAGUACCAUUCCACAGAGAUUUCCUUCAAUCUCUUUCCUGAUGAAGUCAGUCAAGUAAAGUAGACAUGAAUCGGUGGAAUAUGUUCUUCUAAAACGUGACUGAAAAUCAUACACUAAAUUUGCUCAUGUACAACUCUCUCCAGGAUCUUUGAUGUUACACUGGGGAUAGAUACAGGCCUAUAAUUCCCAGGUUCAGACUUUAUCCCCUUCUUAUACAGAGGUAUACCUUUAGCUUGUUUCAUAUCCCUGGGAAAGAUGCCUUGUUCAAGAGAGAGAUUAACGAUAUGCCUAAAUACAAGGGCCAAUUUGCUCAACAGAAUCUCUAAGAAACCUUGCAGGAAUAUUAUCCAGGCCUGUGGCUUUGGAGCAUUUAAACUCUGCUAGCAUACUUACUAUUUUGGCUGUUGCUACCUUUGCAAAAGAAAAGAGUUUGGCUGAACCCCUAACUCUGCAUAAUAAUUAUUGACUUGGUUGUUUCCAUGCUUGCCAGUCAGGAUGGGCGUUCAACACGAGGUGCCUAGCCUAUAACACAGCACACAAUCCCAACAACACCCAAGCAAUGGCAAGAGUUCAAGGAGGGAGCUCAAAGACUAACCCUCCUGCUUCUACCUCCUCUGGUGUCAUUGGGUCACGACGUGGGAGGCUGAGGAUUAGGACAGACACAGACAAGCCGUACACCUGCUGCACGUGUUGAAGCGGUUCGUUAGGGCAAAAUAUUUGAAAGAACACCAGACCGUUCACAACAAGGAGAGGCUCUUCAAGUGCAAAUUAUGAGCUUCACCUUCUUGACUAACCUUAUCAGACACAAUGGGCGAAAUAGGAGCAGUGUGGCUUUAGAUGUCCACAGGGGCUAUCUGGGAACCACUCUGUAGCUGACAUACUUAAUCCUAUAAAACCGUUUUUCCAGGUUUCCUUUUUUUCAGGUUCUCUCUCGAAAUCACUUUUUUUAAAUAGAAAAACAACAUUUGAUAAGUCCACCUGAGGUCUGGGAAAAAUAGAAGAUAUUUAGUUUGUGUAGUUACCCUUGAAUGCAAAUGUGCACCAGCAAGAGGUUGGUUGUGGUGUUUCUGUAGCGCUCAUGUGAUUGCAUAGUUUGCUAAACAAAUGGCCACUGGAUUGAUGCAAAUAAUCAAGCCAGGUCGUCAUAGGCUACAUCGUAGUUAACAUUUAAAUUAGUUUUUUGGGAAAGGCUUUCCAUCUCUAUUAGAAUAAGGUUAUUAUUAGCAUCCUCGCUAACCGCUACACAAAGUGUAGACACAGGCACACACACAUGGGCAUUCAUGUUGUAGGAAAAUACGACUCACAUGCAUUCCUAAUGUCUUAUGAUUCAUAUUUUAAAUAUCGUUGAAUUACGUUUUAAUGUAUGGAUUAUGUGAUUCCGUCCGAUUUUAUAGGGCUCUACAUAUCAUGUGAAAUGUCUUGGUAAGGGGAUAAUUAACACAUUAAUCACUUAACUUUUUAUUUGAAACAUCCUUGUCUGAAUACCUGUUUUUAGAGACAGUAAACCUAGGCUAGAACAAGGACAGUUUAAU